AAUAGUAAUUUAACACUAUUUUAAAAGUUGCUUUAUUUUGCGAGUAUAAGGGAUACAAAAAUAACAGUUAAACAAUGGAUCUGUCAAUCACUUCAUUGAUCGUAAAAGAUGUCCGCUUUCCCACGUCUUUGAGUGGCGACGGAUCCGAUGCUAUGCACACGGAUCCGGAUUACUCGUGCGCUUAUGUCAUACUGAAGACCCAGAGGAAUGGCCUCGAAGGCCAUGGAUUGACGUUCACUAUUGGUAAAGGCACAGAAGUUGUUGUCAAAGCUGUUGAGUGUCUCAAGCCUUUAGUUGUGGGCAAAGUAUUGGGUGAUAUAUACGACAACUUCGGCCGCUUUUGGACAACACUCGCCUGCGAUAGUCAGCGCCGUUGGAUUGGUCCGGAAAAAGGGGCCAUUCAUAUGGCCACCGGCGCUCUCGUCAACGCCUUAUGGGACCUCUGGUGCAAGAUUGUGGGCAAACCCCUGUGGAAACACCUUGUUGACAUGGAGCCAGAAAAGCUGGUCUCUUGCAUUGAUUUCAGAUACAUUACCGAUGUGUUGACCAAAGAGGAGGCCAUAGAUAUAUUAAAACGGAAUCGACCGCUCAUUAAGGAACGGGAGGCAACAUUGUUGAGGGAAGGCUUUCCAGCUUACACUACAGAGGUGGGUUGGGUCGGGUAUGACGAGCAGAAGCGGCGAGACCUGUGCCGGCAAUUUAUAGCCGACGGUUAUACCAGAUUUAAGGCCAAAGUGGGCACCGGUAUAGAGGAGGACCGGAAGAGACUGUCAAUAAUACGCGAAGAGAUCGGCGCCGACAGCCUAUUGAUGGUCGACGCGAACCAGAGGUGGGACGUCGACGAAGCGAUCGCAUGGAUGAAACAGUUGACUGAC
This is a messenger RNA of Medioppia subpectinata, 875 nucleotides long. Lineage: Eukaryota; Metazoa; Arthropoda; Arachnida; Sarcoptiformes; Oppiidae. The record is from the annotation of a GenBank genome assembly.